AUGAUAUGUUUCCACGGAAGCGAUCCCAUUUGCUUCAACACUGAUCGACGCCUUCGUUACAACAUAUUCAUUCUUUCCUUCUUUCUUUCUUUCUUUCUUUCUUUCUUUCAUUUAUUCAUUCUUUCUUUCUUUUAUUUAUUCUUUAAUUCUUUCCUUCAUUCAUUCUUUUUUUUAUUCGUUCAUUCAUCCGUUCUUUCCUUCAUUCAUUCAUUCAUCCGUUCUUUCUUUCAUUCAUUCUUUCUUUCAUUUUUUCAUUCAUUCAUUGACUCUUUCUUUUAUUCGUUCAUUGAUUCUUUCUUUCAUUCAUUCUUUCUUUCUUUCAUUCACUUUUUCAUUCAUUCAUCCUUUCUUUCUUUCUUUCUUUCAUUUAUUCAUGUUUUAUUUCAUUCAUUCAUUCUUUCUUUCUUUUAUUCAUUCUUUAAUUCUUUCCUUCAUUCAUUUUUUAUUUAUUCGUUCAUUCAUCCGUUCUUUCCUUCAUUCAUUCAUUCAUCCUUUCUUUCUUUCUUUCAUUCAUUCAUUCAUUCAUCCUUUCUUUCUUUCUUUCAUUUAUUCAUUCAUUCAUUGACUCUUUCUUUUAUUCGUUUAUUGAUUCUUUCUUUCAUUCAUUCACUUUUUCAUUCAGCCUUUCUUUCUUUCUUUCUUUCAUUUAUUCAUGUUUUAUUUCAUUCAUUCUUUCUUUCUGUAUUUCUGUCAUUCAAUCAUUCUUUUAUUCAUUCAUUCAUUCAUUCAUUCAUUCAUUCAUUCAUUCUUUUAUUCAUUCAUUCUUUCAUUCAUUCAUUCAUUCUUUCAUUCAUUCAUUCUUUUAUUCAUUCAUUCUUUCAUUCAUUCAUUCUUUCAUUCAUUCUUUUAUUCAUUCAUUCUUUCAUUCAUUCAUUCAUUCUUUCAUUCAUUCCUUCAUUCAUUCUUUCAUUCAUUCAUUCUUUCAUUCAUUCAUUCUUUUAUUCAUUCAUUCAUUCUUUCAUUCAUUCAUUCAUUCUUUUAUUCAUUCAUUUAUUCAUUCAUUCAUUCUUUUAUUCAUUCAUUCUUUCAUUCAUUCAUUCAUUCAUUCAGCCUUUCAUCUAUUCAUUCAGUCUUUCUUUCUAUCAUUCAUCCUUUCUUUCAUUCAUUCUUUCAUUCUUUCUUUCAUUUAUUCGUUUUUUAUUUCAUUUAUUCUUUCUUUCUUUCUUUUAUUCAUUCUUAGUCUAA
Messenger RNA from Acanthosepion pharaonis, 1185 nucleotides. The record is from the annotation of a GenBank genome assembly. Lineage: Eukaryota; Metazoa; Mollusca; Cephalopoda; Sepiida; Sepiidae.